AUGGGUCGGGUCAUUCUUAUUCAAAUACUAUCUCUCUCAUGUCUUCUCAUCUUCUCAAACUUAGCUUCUGCACAACUGAAACAGAAUUACUACGCAACCAUCUGCCCAAAUGUUGAAACUAUCGUUAGAAACGCUGUGAGGGCUAAAGUUCAACAGACUUUUGUCACCAUUCCUGGAACUCUUCGAUUGUUCUUCCAUGAUUGCUUUGUACAGGGAUGUGAUGCUUCGGUUAUGAUAGCAUCUAGUGGAUCAAACAAAGCAGAAAAAGACCACCCGGAUAAUUUGUCACUUGCUGGAGAUGGGUUUGAUACUGUUAUCAAAGCUAAAGCUGCCAUUGAUGCUGUUCCAAAUUGUAGGAAUAAGGUCUCCUGUGCUGAUAUUCUCACCAUGGCUACCCGUGAUGUUGUAGCGUUGGCGGGUGGGCCAUCCUAUCCGGUGGAGCUCGGGAGAUUAGACGGGUUGAGUUCAACCGCCGCUAGUGUAACCGGGAAGCUUCCGAAACCAAAUUUGAACUUAAAUCAACUCAAUUCCAUGUUUUCCGCUAAAGGCCUAACCCAAAAUGACAUGAUUGCCCUCUCGGGUGCACACACCCUUGGAUUCUCACACUGUGACCAGUUCUCAAACAGGAUAUAUAAUUUCAGCAGGGUGAACCCCGUUGACCCGACCCUGAGCCCGAGUUAUGCCACCCAAUUACAACAACAGUGCCCGAAAAAUGUUGACCCGAGGAUAGCCAUAAACAUGGAUCCAAACACACCAAGAACUUUUGAUAAUGUGUAUUACAAGAAUCUACAACAAGGAAAAGGGCUUUUUACUUCUGACCAAGUUCUUUUUAGUGACUCGAGGUCAAGAUCGACUGUCAACACAUGGGCUUCCAGUUCAAAAGCUUUUAAUGACGCGUUUGUUGCGGCUAUGGGUAAAUUGGGUCGGGUUGGUGUUAAAACGGGUCGAAGUGGGAAUAUCAGGCGAGAUUGUUCUGCGUUUAAUUGAGAUAUUAAUUUUAAUUAGUAUCACAAAGCUAAUUAUAAUUUUAUGAUUUUUAUUCAAUGACUAAAUAAAAAGCAAAAGUUUACAUUUACUCCAAA
Molecule: messenger RNA, 1082 nt
Organism: Lactuca sativa (garden lettuce)
Lineage: Eukaryota; Viridiplantae; Streptophyta; Magnoliopsida; Asterales; Asteraceae
Product: peroxidase 51
Biological process (GO): response to oxidative stress; hydrogen peroxide catabolic process
Molecular function (GO): heme binding; peroxidase activity
Source: RefSeq, a predicted model, not a curated record